AAGAAGAGCUUCAACAAGGAAAUGAAAGAUGUCGAUUGUUUUUGUGCCCAAAAAGCUUCGCGGCGAGGCUAAAAUCAACCAAGAAACCAUACAAAGGCUUUUAGACGAAAACGACCAGUUAAUAAGAUGCAUCGCCGACUACAUGAAAAAGGGACGAGCUGUGGAGUGUGUCAAAUACCAACAAUUCCUGCACCGCAAUAUUGUUUACCUGGCAACCAUCGCAGAUGCAAGCCCCGCUGACAGCACAUCAGGCAACACGUCACAGUCCGCAACGUGAUCAAAGUUCAGCAUCUUGCCCAGCACGAACACAGACGAAGGAAGCUUUUUGUUAUUUAUAUUGUUUUCAAACCAUUUUGUCAUUACACAAAUAUGGAUGUAUCAGGGACACCCAAAAUGCUUAAAGCAGAAUAAAGUACAACUAUGACAAUAAUAAA
Molecule: messenger RNA, 434 nt
Organism: Dunckerocampus dactyliophorus (ringed pipefish)
Lineage: Eukaryota; Metazoa; Chordata; Actinopteri; Syngnathiformes; Syngnathidae
Gene: ss18l2
Product: ss18, like 2
Exons: 4
Coding region: 29-277 (82 amino acids)
Biological process (GO): positive regulation of transcription by RNA polymerase II
Cellular component (GO): nucleus
Molecular function (GO): transcription coactivator activity
Source: RefSeq, a predicted model, not a curated record